AUGACAAACCUUGAAUCUAAGCCGAUUGGUCCUGGAGACUAUGGCUUUUGUCCAGCCUGCCAUAAACCAAAAACAGACAAAAAUUGGUGUCCUGAAUGCCAUUCUAAAUUAUUACUGGAAGAAAAUCCAGGGUGGACGAGUGGUGACGAAAAAUUGGAUAAUUACAUUAAAAAGACUAUAAUUGAUGCUCGUCGCUCAUAUGAUUACUUAGAAUUUAUCCCAUUUGAAAAUUUUAAAGAUAUUGAAAUAAUUGGAAAGGGAGGAUUUGCCACGGCUUUUUCAGCAAUAAGGACGAAUUGUUUAGAAGGUCACUUCACAUGGGAUGUUAAAGAAAACAAAUAUUUCAGAAAGAGUUAUUGUGACUAUCGCAUUGCUUUGAAAUAUUUUCAUAAAAUAGAUGCUGAAGCAUUUCUCAAUGAGUGUAUGAUGCUUCAAAAUGAUAGAUUCCUUCAAUGCUAUGGAAUCAGUAGAAAUCCGAAAACAAAUGAGUUUGUGAUCGUUUUAGAUUAUGCUCAAGAGGGGGAUUUAAGACAUUUUUUAAAAGACAACCAUAAUAAUUUGAAAUGGAAAGAUAGGCUAAAUUUUUUAACAAAAAUUGCCAAAGAUCUAAAUCUUCUUGAAUGGUAUGAUUGUGUAAUAAAUCAAGAAGACUCAAAUAUUUAUCGAGAAUUCAAAAUCGCCGAUGAAAGUGUUUCAUCUGAUUAUGAAAAUAAGGACGAAACAGAAUUCAAAUCCAACCCCGAGAAUAAAUAUUCUAGUAAAUUUAUUCCUUAUGUUACAAAACAAUUUGACCUUUUCAUCGACGAAGAAAGCAUUUCAUUAUAA
Cetraspora pellucida is the source of this 825-nucleotide messenger RNA. NCBI's taxonomy places the organism in Eukaryota, Fungi, Glomeromycota, Glomeromycetes, Diversisporales, Gigasporaceae. The record is from the annotation of a GenBank genome assembly.